Messenger RNA from Linnemannia hyalina, 1704 nucleotides. The record is from the annotation of a GenBank genome assembly. Lineage: Eukaryota; Fungi; Mortierellomycota; Mortierellomycetes; Mortierellales; Mortierellaceae.
AUGGCCUUAAUCGUCUUCUUGGUUAUGGUUGGAGGGAUCUUUGCUGGAUUGACCAUCGGAUUGAUGGGUCUCGACGAGACCAACCUGCAUGUCCUAAUGGCAUCCGGAUCUCCCAAGGAGCAGUUCCACGCCGAAACCGUCUUUGGCCUCCUGUCGCGUGGGAAGCAUUGGGUCCUUGUAACCUUGCUGUUGGGAAAUGUGAUUGUGAACGAGACCCUUCCUGUCGUCCUGGACUCUGAACUUGGCGGAGGAAUCGUCGCCAUUCUGAUCUCGACCUUGCUGAUUGUCGUCUUUGGAGAGAUCAUCCCACAGGCUGUUUGCGCUCGGUAUGGGCUUGCCAUCGGUGCCUAUUGCGCAAAGCCGAUGCUCAUUGUUAUGUACAUCAUGUCACCUAUCGCAUACCCGAUCGCUAUGCUGCUAGAUUCGUGGCUGGGAGUUCAUCAUGGAACAACUUAUCGCAGGACAGAGCUCAAGACAUUGGUCUCACUUCACCAGGUCAACGGAAUCGGCGAGCUCACCGACGACGAAGUGACCAUCAUUGCAUCCGUCCUUGAUCUCAAGGAGAAGCCCGUCUCGAUGGUCAUGACACCACUGGAGGACGUCUUUACUCUGAGCGAGGACGCGAUUCUAGACGAGGAAUUGAUGGAGGAGAUUGUCUCUGCGGGAUACUCGCGCAUCCCUAUCUACCGACAUGACGACCCCAGCAACUUUAUUGGUAUGUUGCUCGUCAAGCGCUUGAUUACCUACGACCCAGAGGACCAUAUUGCUGUUCGACAGUUCACGAUCAACUCUCUUCCCGAGGCUGCGCCCAACACUAGCUGUCUCGACAUUUUGAAUUUUUUCCAGGAAGGGCGUUCGCACAUGGCGAUGGUGACCUCGGAGCCUGGUGGAUUUGGUCUGCCCGUCGGAGUUAUUACGCUGGAGGAUGUUAUUGAGGAGUUGUUAGGCGAAGAGAUUGUGGACGAGUCCGAUGUCUACGUCGAUGUGCACAACAAGAUCCGCGUUAUCAGGAAACCCAACAGGAACGUGCAUAUGAUCAAGAACCUCAAGACCCUGCUUCAAUCCCCAGCUCUCAGCGAGGCAGCAACCCCUCUUGUGGGACCCAUUGCUCCCUUGACAGGUCAUGCCGGCGUUGUGAUGCAUCCUACUCCUCAGAUCGAGCGACGAUUAGCUCUUCCUGUGGAGGUACCCAACCAAUACGUGUCUGGCAAGACGAUCCUUCAGUCGAGAAAGACCUCUACUGGCGGCAUAGGUGAGAACCAGCAUCUUUUGAGCAACGAUGGUGCCCCUCACCAUUGCGAAUUCAGGACUGGAUCCUAUACCAAGUACGACCACUAUACAGGACCAAAGUCACCUCAGCAACCAUUUACUCACCACCCACAGCAGCAGCAUUCGAUCCUUGCUCUCCCUGUGGAUUCAAAACCCAUUGCUGAGAUCCUCACACCAAGGGCGCCACAGUUGGGCAACGCCGUGUCUAUUACCAUGGAUACGCCAGCUCCUGUCCACGAUUUGGAGCCAUUACCCGCACCCAUUUUGAGGCCCACAGUCAGCGACCACAACCUGAGCCUGGAUUCCAUCUCAGAGUCGUCAACACCCUUGAUUCGCCCAGAGUCCACCACAUCGACAACAGUGACUGAGGCCGAGUCACCGGCGCCAUCCACUGGGUCCAAGAAGAAGAAGAAAAAGAAAAAGAGCCACAAGUGA